AUGUCAACUAGAUUUGAUCGCUUCGAAAGGCUCUUUGCCUACAAGCGCAAGGGCUCCCUAUCCUCUGUCCCCUGCGAGCUUCCCAGCCCGACUGCACUUCCGAUCGAGAAUGGCCAACAAUUCCCUUCACCAUCAUUCAUCCGUCCUAAGAAGCUCCGGAUGUGUGCGCGAGAUGAGGUUCGUCUGAGGGAAGCCGCCGGCCGCUCGCCAUCUGUCCCCGACAUCUUCACCUCCCAGGGCUCCAUCCGAGGCCACUCUCGCGACAACGGCUCGACAGGAAGCUCAUGCUCGCAGAAAGCAUCAGUCCGCUCGCCUUCCCUUAAUGGCAGAAGACAGGAUCGUCUAGUCACCGGCCUACGCGAUUUCCAAUUUCCCAAGCCCACGUUCCAAAACGGCCAAGUCUCUCCCCAAUUGUCCACCUUUAGCGACAAGUCGGGUGAGGCCCCUCGCAUUCCGAGCCCCCGAUCGCGCUCGCCUCUUCACAUCAAAAUUCCUCCUCCAUAUAGAACCGAUACGCCACCCUCUUCAGACCCCGAGGACAACUCGAAAUCCUCAGAAUCGUGGAGGACAAAGAAGCUUCCCGAGUUGCCUCAUCGCGCUCCGCCCACGCCUGAAGAGUCUCCUCAGCUGCGACCGUUGCCCGACCCACCGAGACUGCCUCGACUUCGGCACUCUCAUUCGACUGGUGCCCUGAAAAAGACGAUGUUCAGCGACACUACCUUGGACCUUGGCGACACACUUGAAGGUGUGCCCAUGCGUCGAACCAACAGCGAGCAGAGCUUUUCCCCGUCAGUGACGCCCUCGACCUCCAGCUCGAUUCUCCGCGAGCCAGAUGUCAACGAGUUCCUCAGUCUCAGUGAUGAUGACAUUGCCGAGGAGGAACCUGAUGAGCUCGAAAGAUUUCAAAGCACGCCCGUACCACAGCCACUCGCCACCACUCUACUGACCCUUACACCGCCCCGAGCCAGUCAGCCCGCCACAGCUGCAGCUUACGUGGCGGCCAGAAUUGCUAAGAGUUACGACUUUGACCUGGUCUACAUCGUUAACUUGUGGCCCGGUCCGAUGGAGUCGAAUGGCCAACGCCCGCUGAUUGGACGCCUCCUCGCCGCCCAUGGUCUGCACCACGUUCCCUCGCCUCUCCAGAUCUCUUCCCUGGUUCACACUACCAUAUUACGCUCUGACGGCUGGAUCGAGUACCGCAAUGCCGUUGCUCGUCCACACGACCUCGCCCGCGGCUACGCUAGUGCCUUUUACACGGGCCAGUAUGCCAGGAGUCUGUCUGGAAACACAUCUUCUCCUGUCUCCGGUGUACGCCUCUCUGAGCAGAUUGAUCGUGGCAUUGUCUUUGCCGCCUAUCGCAAGCCUCGGUCCAACCCUGACCGUCUUGGGCGUUCUUUUGAUGAUAAGGAGCUUGGCGAGCUCCACCGCGAGGCAGAGAGCCUUGUUGAGAUGCUCAUUGACAUUCACGUCACCAACCGACUACGCCAGCCGCCCACCAGCCCCCGCGCAAGCGAGGAGACUGGCCCUAUGCCGUCGCAGCAACUCGUUGCCGCAUAG
Beauveria bassiana ARSEF 2860 is the source of this 1557-nucleotide messenger RNA. RefSeq lists its product as uncharacterized. Bases 1 to 1557 code for a protein of 518 amino acids. The transcript has a single exon. The record is from RefSeq and is a predicted model, not a curated record. NCBI's taxonomy places the organism in Eukaryota, Fungi, Ascomycota, Sordariomycetes, Hypocreales, Cordycipitaceae.